Molecule: messenger RNA, 930 nt
Organism: Thelazia callipaeda (thelaziosis nematode)
Lineage: Eukaryota; Metazoa; Nematoda; Chromadorea; Rhabditida; Thelaziidae
Source: the annotation of a GenBank genome assembly
AUGGUACUUGACGAAGACGAAAUGAAUUGGAAUAAGGAAAAUAUCCCUGUAUACGAAGAAAACCCAACUGAGCAUGCAGAACAUUCAUCUGAAGAUGCCGAAAUUGAUUCCAUAUCAGAUUCAGAAGAAUUUGAGGAUUUCGAGAUCGAGAGUGGUGUGCAUUUUGAAGAAAACACAAUGUCGGAUUCCAAAGACGAUACUAAUUUAGAUUCGAGAAAUUGCAUGAAAGAUUUGACAACCAAAUCACGUUCACUUUCAAAAGACUGGUUAACAGAUUUGAGAAGUGAAAGUACUCGUCAGGUCCUCGCAGAGUUGAAAAUUCAUUGUUCAGAUGAAACGAGCUCCGGGGACAUAAAAGAGGCAGAAAUGUCGGAUUCAAGCGUUACCGAAGAGCUGUGUGAUCAUUUUUAUGCGCAAAAAUAUAAUUCCAUCGAUGAUCAUUCAGAUUCAACAAUCAGUUCAUGUGUGAAACAGUCAUCGACACAUGCAAUAACUGAUUUGGACAUUACAUUAGAAAGAAAUUAUGCUACCGAAAGCGCCAAGUUGGAAAAGAAAAAUUGGGUAGAUAAAGAAUGGAAAACUCAUCACAAGAAACUGCAUUCAAAUUGCUGGCAACGUAAGGUGAAAAGAAAUUAUGAAAAUAGAGAUUCUGAGUCACAAAAUAAUUAUGAUGAAGAUCAUAACGACGAAUUACAACCAACACAAUCAAAAUGGCACAAAUUGCAAUUGUGUAAAAAAUUUAAAUUCUAUUAUGACGACACAGAUGAUAGUAGUGAGAAUGAUGAUGCUGAUGAUAAUGACAAUGAUAAUACCAAACGUGAUUGUGAUACUGUGGAAGAAUUCAUUACACCACCGUUGAGUACCAUCCCGGGUAUUGAACUAGAAUACAGGCCAGAAGAUCUUGAUCUCAAAAAUUUAACUAAAACAUAG